Molecule: messenger RNA, 948 nt
Organism: Spodoptera litura
Lineage: Eukaryota; Metazoa; Arthropoda; Insecta; Lepidoptera; Noctuidae
Source: RefSeq, a predicted model, not a curated record
AUGACGGCAAAUACAGGUAAGAAGUUACGCCAUGCAGGGAGCAUCACCUGCAUCAAUUCGCUAAUAGAUAGCGCGGUCGGGCUCCGCGCCUUGUCCCAUAUUCCUUGCGCACCCAGUACAAAUAUGUUCACCGCACUGCCCGCGUGUUUCCUGCUCAUUGUGGCCAGCGUCCACGGUUUCUGUGGCGACAACAUACGCUGGGCUCACCACUUCAACAUAGAAGAUGUUUACGGCAUGUGGUACGGAGUGGGGUACGCCCAGCACAGCCCAGACAAGACGAACAAGCCUAACGAAAUUGGCUGCGUCACUCUUCACAUCACCGACGUCACCACCGAACCUCAAGAUGAUUGGCUUGAUUGGUCUAUACUAAAACACAAUUAUUCUGAUGAAAAAUGGCGUUCGUAUAAGAGUAACCCGUGGUCGAGUGACGCCAUGUCGGGGUCCUGGUUGGAUAUUCGCGUGAAGAGGGACAUAUACAAGGAGAGACGUCUGCGGGUGGUUUGGGAUGAGGAUGGGCAGUCCGUGGAGCAGGUCUACCUGUACAGCACGGACGCGCCCGGCUUGUGGACGGCAGAUCAACUGCGGCCUCUGGAGAGAGAAAUGAUGGCCAGAGGAAUAGAGAUGUGGAACCCAGACGAGCCACCCAGGCAUCCUCAGGUGAUACGAAUAUUAAAAGUGACGCCUCACCUUAUGAUAAUCAAUCACUGUUCCGAUGUCAGUGGGGGCGUGUUCUCCCUGAUCCUCCGAAGGUCACCUUCCAGGGUAGACCGAUGGCAGUGGUUUGAGUAUAAGAGACAGUUCUACAACUUCGAAUUACCAAAUGUUUUACGGUACUCCGCUGUUUGUGCUGGCUGUGUUGAAACGAGCUCCUUGUUCAUUGUUUUCAUUUGUAUAACAGCUUUUGUGGUUAUGUAAUUGUUUUUUAUUGGUUAAUAAAUCAUUACUAAG